Molecule: messenger RNA, 2351 nt
Organism: Oreochromis niloticus (Nile tilapia)
Lineage: Eukaryota; Metazoa; Chordata; Actinopteri; Cichliformes; Cichlidae
Gene: nelfa
Product: negative elongation factor complex member A
Exons: 11
Coding region: 120-1763 (547 amino acids)
Biological process (GO): negative regulation of transcription elongation by RNA polymerase II
Cellular component (GO): NELF complex
Source: RefSeq, a predicted model, not a curated record
CCUCGCGGCUCUGCGGUGACAAUUGCCCCCCCAACCCCGGGUUAUGGGCGGGGUCCUGACUGCUGUUUUCUUAGGUAGCCUGUUAAAAUGCCCGAACUCAAAACACUUCUUUUUCCAAGAUGGCGUCGAUGAAGGACAGCGACACCGGCCUGUGGCUUCACAACAAACUAGGAUCCACGGACGAGCUCUGGACGCCUCCGAGCAUCGCUUCGCUCCUCACCGUGUCGGUUAUCGACAACAUACGGCUGUGUUUUUCGAGCUUGUCGCCGCCGGUGAAGCUGAAACUCCUGCUCGGGAUGCUGCACCUUCCGCGGAGGACCGUUGACGAGAUGAAGGAGGCCCUGUCGGAGAUAAUCCAGCUGGCUACGGUGGACUCAGAGCCCUGGGUGCUGAUGGUUGCAGACAUCCUCAAGUCCUUCCCAGAGACCGGCUCUCUGAAUCUGGACUUGGAGGAGCAGAAUCCAAAUGUGCAGGAUAUUCUUGGAGAGCUCAGGGAGAAAGUGAGCGAGUGCGAGGCGUCGGCCAUGCUUCCUCUGGAGUGCCAGUACCUGAAUAAAAGUGCAUUGACUACUCUGGUGGGACCCCUCACACCUCCCGUCAAACAUUUCCAGCUGAAGAGGAAGCCCAAGAGUGCAACCCUGAGAGCAGAGCUGCUGCAGAAAUCUACAGAGACAGCCCAGCAGCUGAAGAAGACAGCCGGAGUGCCUUUUCAUGCCAAAGGGAGAGGAUUGGUCAAAAAGAUUGACACCACAACUCCUCUCAAGGGGAUUCCCAAAGCCCCGUUCCGCAGCCCCACCACCCCCAGUAUGUUCAGCCCUCCCAGUAACCGCACACCUAUUGCUCCCGCACGGACACCCCUGCGUAAGGAGAGGGGGGUCAAGCUGUUAGAUAUUUCAGAGCUGGAUAUGGUUGGAGCUGGAAGAGAAGCUAAGAGGAGGCGAAAGACUUUGGAAUCAGAGGCUGGAGAGAAAGCAGCCAAAGAAGAAGCUGUGGUGGAAAACACCACACCCGACUACGCUGCUGGCCUCGUCUCCGCACAGAAACUGGGGUCGCUGAACGAGAAUCCUCUGCCGUCAACCAGCUACCUACCAGCCACACCCAGCAUGGUUCCCUCCUCGUCUUACAUUCCCAGCUCCGAGGCACAGCCAGCCAAUGCUGGUGGUUCGGGACGGGACACGCUGCAGGCGGCCCGCCAGCCAGAGGAGUCGGCGACAGCAACCACAGGUGCCAACGCCACCUUACCGGGCCAGUACAAGCAGAGGCCGCCUAUGUACAACGCGGGUACCACGGCAAACCCUGCAACUCCCACAUCCCCCAGCACACCGGUAUCCACCCCCGCCAGCAAUGGACCACCAGCAGCUGCGACAGCCAGCCAGCCAGAGACCCCCACUCAGCCUCCCAGCACACCUCAGACCCCCACCCCGACAGCAGCCCCUACGCCACCACAGCCACAGCCCAAAAAGAACCUCUCACUUACGAGAGACCAGAUGUACGCCGCCCAGGAGAUGUUCAAGACCGCCAACAAGGUCACGAGGCCAGAGAAGGCCCUCAUCCUGGGCUUCAUGGCUGGAUCCAGAGAGAACCCGUGCCCGGAGCAGGGGGACAUCAUCCAGAUCAAGCUGAGCGAGCACACAGAGGUUUUGCCCAAAGCCGACGGCACCGGCAGCACCACCAUGCUGGUGGACACAGUCUUCGAAAUGAACUACUCCACAGGACAGUGGACCCGCCUCAAGAAAUACAAACCCAUCACCAACACCUCCUGAGGCGCUGCGCUCGCUCAGGAAACCCCACUUCAGACGUGUUUACGCACAGUUACAAAGUAUUUGCAUACACAUUUGGGCCAAAUCGAGCACGGGGAGGGUGAAAGAUUGUCAAGGAGAGAAAGGUUCUCCCUUUUGCUGCACCUCCAAAAUGUGGGACUCUUUGAAGACUUGUUUUUUUGGGGGGUUGUCUCCCUUACCCUUUUAUUGUUUUUAUGUCACUUCCGAUUUCUGAAUGAUGCUGUUGACAGGAGAGAGAUACGAGUUAUUCUCACGGCAGGCACCUUUGAAUAUUUGUACUGAGGUACAAGCAUGUCACGUGUUUAGAAAGACGACGAGCCGUCUGUAUUUUUCUGUGCAAAUGUGACGUUUGCAGCUUAUUCUUCUACCUUUCAGAACCAAACCAUGUUUUGUGAUGAAACAGAAAUUAACGAAGACGGUCAUUGUAAAGAUGAGGAAAUAAAGAAAAAGAACUAGUUCUUAAUGCUGUCCACUUCUGUUUUGGAGCCUUCUGGUAGAUGUUUAAUAAUUUUAUCCUUUUUUUUUUUUUUCUUUUCAAAAGAAGGGAAGAAAAUAAAGUGAUAGACUCCA